Molecule: messenger RNA, 1236 nt
Organism: Actinia tenebrosa (Australian red waratah sea anemone)
Lineage: Eukaryota; Metazoa; Cnidaria; Anthozoa; Actiniaria; Actiniidae
Product: ornithine decarboxylase
Cellular component (GO): cytoplasm
Molecular function (GO): ornithine decarboxylase activity
Source: RefSeq, a predicted model, not a curated record
ACGCCGGCGAACAAUCUCGUCCAGGUAGCUAGUUCGUAGACUGCUGGUAUGGAUUAUAACGUAAGAGGAUCAGUAGUUGUGAUUGAAGAUGAUGUCGCUUUUGAAGAUCUGGCGAACUACAUGGUAAACUUGCCUGGACGAGAGGAAUCUGACGAUGGAUUUUAUGUGAUGAACCUAGACGACAUUAUUGAGAAAUAUCAAAAGUGGGUUGGCCUUCUUCCAAGGAUUCGCCCAUUUUACGCCGUUAAAGCAAAUCCUGAUCCAGUUAUUGUACGUCUUUAUGCCAAGAUGGGCACAGGAUUUGACUGUGCGAGUAAGGGAGAGAUAAGAUUAGCCCUAGAUAACGGCAGCAACCCACAGGAUAUCGUAUACGCUCACACAUGCAAAAAACUCUCUUAUAUCAAGUUUGCAAAAGAAUCUGGAGUGUCGAUGAUGACGUUUGACUGCGAAUCAGAGCUGCACAAGAUAAAGGAAUUAUUUCCARAGUCUGAGAUUUUGCUCAGAUUCUCUCCAACGCUUCGCCAUUCAGUCUACGAUGCUAAUGGUCACAAAUUUGGUGCUCCUCUUCGAGACUGCAGCACUCUUCUCGCCAAUGCUAAGAACUUAGGCUUGAAUGUCGUCGGCAUAAGUUUUCACAUCGGCUGUGGAUGCCAUGAUGCAACACCUUACCAAGAUGCCAUCAGAAAUGCCAGACACGUGUUUGACAUUGGGAUUUGCGAAGUGGUCAACACAGCACUCGACAAAUACUUUCCCGAAGGGAGUGGGGUGAAGAUCAUUGCUGAACCAGGCAGGUAUUUUCCUAUCACAUCGUGUACGCUUGUGGCAAACGUUACCACGGUCAAAGAGAUCAAGAAACAUCAUCUGGAAGAAAAAGACAUUGAUUGUCCUCCAGUGACAUUUAAUGGAGAGGACACAGAAACGGGAUACAUGUAUCACAUCGACGAAGGAAUYUUUGGUUCGUUUUUGAGAGUGCACCUUGAUCCAGACCUUGACGUGUUCGAGAAACCGAAGACAUUAAAGCAGCACAAUGACAACAUGACGUACCCCUCGAGUAUCUGGGGACAAAGCUGCUGUACUCAUGAYUACGUCAACAAAAACUGUAUGCUACCAAAGCUGUCUCCUGGUGACUGGAUGUAUUUCGAGAACAUGGGUGCCUAUACGCGUUCCGUCUCAACUCGCUUCAACGGUUUCCCGACUCACUACACCUAUUACUACGUCACACGGAAAACAUGGUGA